Messenger RNA from Morone saxatilis (striped sea-bass), 510 nucleotides. Its product is annotated as Fc receptor-like protein 5. The record is from RefSeq and is a predicted model, not a curated record. NCBI's taxonomy places the organism in Eukaryota, Metazoa, Chordata, Actinopteri, Moronidae. Gene Ontology annotation, biological process: cell surface receptor signaling pathway. Gene Ontology annotation, molecular function: transmembrane signaling receptor activity.
CCUCUGUGGUCGUCUCUCCCAGCAAGUCUCAACAUUUCAAUUAUGAGAAGAUCUCUGUGAGCUGUGAGCAGUUUGGCCCUGGUGAAUGGAACGUGUGGCGAUACACAAGUUUGGAAAAAUUUAUGUCGCAGUGUGGGUCCGGCUGGGGCUUCGCCACUUUCUCUGCCUGCGAGAUUAAGACGGCGAAAACACCCGACAGUGGCGUGUACUGGUGUGAAUCUAAAAACGGAGACAGCAGCAAUGGCAUAAACAUCACUGUCACUGGUGGACCAGUGAUCCUGCAGAGUCCUGUCCUCCCUGUGAUGGAGGGAGAUGAUGUCUCUCUGCACUGUAAAACAAAGAGCCCUCCCUCCAACCUCACAGCUGCUUUCUAUAAAGAUGGCUCCCUCAUCAGGACUGAGCCUACAGGUCACAUGACCAUCCACCAUGUUUCCAGGUCUGAUGAAGGCCUCUACAAGUGUCACAUUGGCAGUCAUGGAGAGUCUCCACCCAGCUGGAUCUCUGUCACAG